Trypanosoma conorhini is the source of this 1242-nucleotide messenger RNA. RefSeq lists its product as uncharacterized. Lineage: Eukaryota; Euglenozoa; Kinetoplastea; Trypanosomatida; Trypanosomatidae. The transcript has a single exon. The record is from RefSeq and is a predicted model, not a curated record. The coding region runs from base 1 to 1242 and encodes 413 amino acids.
AUGCAGGAGGACUACGCUGCCCCCCUGCUCACCCGUGGGGAGUUUGAGGCUAUCAAGCAUGAUCCACUGCUCAUACUUGAGCGGGGCACAGCGGCCAUCGUGUCGCUGCAACAGGACGAGGCGGCGCUAAAGGCGCAGCGUGAGGCCGUCCAGUUGCAGCUGCAGGGCGUCAACACGGAUGGGAAGUUCAACAGCCAGCGCUACAGGGAGGCCAUGGAUGCGACGGCCGAGCUGGAGCGGGAUCACCGCACGUUGUCCGUCCGCUGCAUAGAUGCCGAGUUGGGCAACAAACGGCUCGCGAAGGUUGUCGACGAGCUGCGGGAGGAGAAGGAGGCGCUGCGGGAGGAGUUGCAGACGCUGCGGGGCUCCCUGGACUCUCUCGCUGAGCAACACGCCGACGCGGUUGCCGCGAUAGCGGCGGCGGAGAAGGCCGCCCCAGAGGCGGAGGCAAAGGGUAAGGGGCUACAGGAGGCUAUUGCAAAGAAAAUUGACUCCCUAGACGCUCUCACGAAGGAAAUUGUGAGUUUCACCAACAAGUCGGCGAGCUUGCAGCGAAAAGUAGAAAAGUUGGGGUGCGAGCGUCUUGUGCUGGAGGCGGAGACAGUGGCGCUUGAGCAAACGACGUUGCAGCAGGAGCGGACCAUCAAUUAUCUUCAGUACGAGGCGGCAAAGCUCGGUGAGGCCACCAAGGCAAGGACGUCGGAGUUGGUUGAGGCGAAGAAGCAGACGGCGGCGAUGCUGCUUGAGCUUCAGCUGCAGGUGACGAGGGCGGAGGAGGAAAUGACGCGGCUGCACAACGCCGUUGCCAACGAGAAGAGUUUGACUGGACGGCAGAACAUCUGGCAGGCAAAGGAGCUCCACGCCAAGACAGAGGACCUCCUCACCGCGCAUCAAGAGCUGGCAAGGGAGCGUGGAGGGGUGAAGGCGGAGCUGGCCUUUGUGCAGGAAAAGAUGCAUCGCCUGCAGAACAAUGUGCUGGUGGUAGAGAAGCAAAACCAGGUGUUGAAUGAGACGCUGCGGCAGCUGGAAGAGGAGGACGAACUCCUAAAGGCAAACUACAAUAAACGCAAGAAGCAGGCGGUGGAGGAGAUGACUAAGCAGUCGGCCAUUGCGCACCAACUCAACGCUGAGCUUGAGGAGGCACGUGAGAAGCUGUAUCUCCUGAACUCCAAAGUAUGCAAGGCUUGCCGGUCGGCCAUUUUCACGAGCGAGCCACCAAGCCCCUCUCCCAGGAAAGGAUAA